Molecule: messenger RNA, 3622 nt
Organism: Pan troglodytes (chimpanzee)
Lineage: Eukaryota; Metazoa; Chordata; Mammalia; Primates; Hominidae
Gene: PPP1R16A
Product: protein phosphatase 1 regulatory subunit 16A
Exons: 15
Coding region: 1818-3404 (528 amino acids)
Cellular component (GO): cytoplasm
Molecular function (GO): myosin phosphatase regulator activity; protein binding; enzyme inhibitor activity
Source: RefSeq, a predicted model, not a curated record
GUUGCCAUGGCGAGGGCCGGGCGCGGGGCCCGCCCCCGCAGCGCCUCAGGGAGCGCGGGGCCCACUGACCCGCGGAAGCCAGCGGACCCACUUGCGCGGCGGUCGGCGCGGGGCGCGAGAUGAGGAAAUCGAGGCCGCAGAGAAGGGACUUACCCAAACUUAAGCUUUGUGUGGGCCUUGGAGCUAGGCUGAAGGAGAACCUGGAGUCUCACUGGGGGAUUCUUGAACCUCUGGUCUGAAUGAACAGCCGAUUGAUACAGCUCUCCACUGCAUGCAGUUUAGGAACCUCAGUCUCAGGUGACCCCACAGACUACCAGCACCCCCAGCUCCACCCUUGCUCUUCCCCGAGCGUGUCCUAACCCUAGCACUUGUGCCACAUCUAUCCAUUGGCCAAAAUGAGAACUGGGUGGCAGUUCCAGGCCCUUCUUUCAUGCCGAGGCUCUCCUGGCACUGGUGCACGCACACCUAAAGGGAGGCCUUUUCAUCAGACUUGCUCAGCCAGGAGCUCGGAGCCUUCCAUGUCACAUCCUGUGCUGGGACCCCUGUGCCAGAGGCUCAGCAGCUGUUCACUUGUUCAGCCCACUGCACUUACUGAGUGCUGCCUAUGAGUCAGGAACUGGCCAAGUUCUUAGGAUGCAGCAGGGAAACAAACAGUAACUGGCAUGUCAAGAAUUAAAACAAGGUGAUGAGAUAAGAGAAUGACAAGGUAACCACAGAAGAUCUCUGAGGAGGUUGCACUUAAGAUGUGAUCCGAGUCCCACAAAGGAGCAUGCUGUCCUAAGAUCCGGUGGAAGAACUUUCCAGACAGAAGGAGCAGCUGAUGAAGGUACUGGCACACGGAUGAGGAGUCGUAGAAGAGGGGCCUGCAGAUUGUGCUCUCAGCAAGCCUGUCGUCUAGUGGAAGACACUGGCCGGGACACAGAGCCCACGUGUGGACACCGCUGUGGGUUGGUGGCAGGGGUCGAGCAGGUGCCAUCAGGCACAUGAACGGUGGAGUCUUCAAAGGAGGCAGUUGGACCCUCGAGCAGGACAGGAACCUGCCCAGAGUCCCGUGGAGACACUGGGCAGCUUCCAGCUAGGAAGGUGUGAGCAGCUGCCGGAAGAGGAGGUGCUCCUGAAGACACUGCGGCCGGCCCGCCUGUGCCCUUGGUGCCCUGGCUGCCUAGAGAGCCUCACCCCUGGGCCCUGGGGCCAGGACUCCAGGACUCUGACUACCUGCCCUCCCCCAGCCUCAGCGGCUGCACCUCCUCAUUAGUACUGAUGCGCUGACCUCGGCACACAGCUGGGAGGGGUUGAGGGCUGGGUCAUGGCUGCUCCCAGGCCCCACCCAGGCUCCUGAGCCUAGAAGGUGAAAAGAGGACUCUCAGGGGCUCACAGGGGCUCUCACUGCUGGUUGGUCCUGCCCUCCCUUCCCCCUCAGCAAGGUGCCAGGAAGCUGGAACCUUGUUAUCUGGGUAAUUAGUUUCAGACCCUGGACUGAGGCCGGCCAGGUCUCGGGGCUGCCUCCCAUAGGUUGUGCACCCUGACCCCGAGAGGGAGGCGAGGCGCUGCUGGUCGACAGCUAGAGGCUGGCCUGGGGAGCAGGUUUGGGGUGCCCUCCCACACUGCCCUCCCUGCCCCGGCCCGUGCCCCCCAGGGCUGCCUGGGCCUGGUUAUUGUGUGGGGCCUCCUGACCCAGCCAAGGGCACGAAGCUCUGGGAAGGGGAUGCCCCCGAGGGUGCCAGUCCAGCUAGCUGCCCCACCCCUCAGGCCCAGCCUGGCCCCCAAGCUCCCCACUCUGGUGCCCCGAGCAGCCCUGUGGGCAAGCAGCCGCCGCCAUGGCCGAGCACCUGGAGCUGCUGGCAGAGAUGCCCAUGGUGGGCAGGAUGAGCACACAGGAGCGGCUGAAGCAUGCCCAGAAGCGGCGCGCCCAGCAGGUGAAGAUGUGGGCCCAGGCUGAGAAGGAGGCCCAGGGCAAGAAGGGUCCUGGGGAGCGUCCCCGGAAGGAGGCAGCCAGCCAAGGGCCCCUGAAGCAGGUCCUCUUCCCUCCCAGUGUUGUCCUUCUGGAGGCCGCUGCCCGAAAUGAUCUGGAAGAAGUCCGCCAGUUCCUUGGGAGUGGGGUUAGCCCUGACUUGGCCAACGAGGACGGCCUGACGGCCCUGCACCAGUGCUGCAUUGAUGAUUUCCGAGAGAUGGUGCAGCAGCUCCUGGAGGCUGGGGCCAACAUCAAUGCCUGUGACAGUGAGUGUUGGACGCCUCUGCAUGCUGCGGCCACCUGCGGCCACCUGCACCUGGUGGAGCUGCUCAUCGCCAGUGGCGCCAAUCUCCUGGCGGUCAACACCGACGGGAACAUGCCCUAUGACCUGUGUGAUGAUGAGCAGACGCUGGACUGCCUGGAGACUGCCAUGGCCGACCGUGGCAUCACCCAGGACAGCAUCGAGGCCGCCCGGGCCGUGCCAGAACUGCGCAUGCUGGACGACAUCCGGAGCCGGCUGCAGGCCGGGGCAGACCUCCAUGCCCCCCUGGACCACGGGGCCACGCUGCUGCACGUCGCAGCCGCCAACGGGUUCAGCGAGGCGGCUGCCCUGCUGCUGGAACACCGAGCCAGCCUGAGCGCUAAGGACCAAGACGGCUGGGAGCCGCUGCACGCCGCGGCCUACUGGGGCCAGGUGCCCCUGGUGGAGCUGCUCGUGGCGCACGGGGCCGACCUGAACGCAAAGUCCCUGAUGGACGAGACGCCCCUUGAUGUGUGCGGGGACGAGGAGGUGCGGGCCAAGCUGCUGGAGCUGAAGCACAAGCACGACGCCCUCCUGCGCGCCCAGAGCCGCCAGCGCUCCUUGCUGCGCCGCCGCACCUCCAGCGCCGGCAGCCGCGGGAAGGUGGUGAGGCGGGUGAGCCUAACCCAGCGCACCGACCUGUACCGCAAGCAGCACGCCCAGGAGGCCAUCGUGUGGCAACAGCCGCCGCCCACCAGCCCGGAGCCGCCUGAGGACAACGAUGACCGCCAGACAGGCGCAGAGCUCAGGCCGCCGCCCCCGGAGGAGGACAACCCCGAAGUGGUCAGGCCGCACAAUGGCCGAGUAGGGGGCUCCCCAGUGCGGCAUCUGUACUCCAAGCGACUAGACCGGAGUGUCUCCUACCAGCUGAGCCCCCUGGACAGCACCACCCCCCACACCCUGGUCCACGACAAGGCCCACCACACCCUGGCUGACCUGAAGCGCCAGCGAGCUGCUGCCAAGCUGCAGCGACCCCCACCUGAGGGGCCCGAGAGCCCUGAGACAGCUGAGCCUGGCCUGCCUGGUGACACGGUGACCCCCCAGCCUGACUGUGGCUUCAGGGCAGGCGGGGACCCACCCCUGCUCAAGCUCACAGCCCCGGCGGUGGAGGCUCCAGUGGAGAGGAGGCCGUGCUGCCUGCUCAUGUGAGGCUGUUGCUCAGCGUGCAGGGGCCCUGUGGCGGGCACAGCCCACGGCUGCCUCCCCAUGGUGCGUGCCCUGGUGCUACGGGUGCAGCACGGAAACCCCGGCUUCUACUGUACAGGACACUGGCCCCUCUCAGGUCAGAAGACAUGCCUGGAGGGAUGUCUGGCUGCAAAGACUAUUUUUAUCCUGCAACUCUUGAUAAAGGGCUGUUUUGCCAUGGA